AUGGAAGCCUGUCCUUCCUCCGCCACAGUCUGCUCAGGUGCAGACUGCCUGGCUUCUGCCAGUAACUAUAAUGCAACCCUCAGCUCUGUGUUAAGCGUUGUUCUAACAGUGAUGCUGGCCUUUGUCAUGUUUGCCAUGGGCUGCACCGUGGAUGCCAAAAGGCUCUUAGGCCACGUCAAGAAACCCUGGGGCAUCGUCAUCGGCUUCCUCUGCCAGUUUGGCAUCAUGCCCUUCACUGCCUUUGCGCUUUCUCUUGCUUUUGGGGUGCUCCCGGUGCAGGCUGUCGUAAUCAUCAUCAUGGGCUGCUGUCCUGGAGGAACAAGCUCAAACAUUGUCUGCUACUGGCUGGAUGGAGACAUGGAUCUGAGCAUUACUAUGACCGCCUGCUCCUCCAUCUUGGCCUUGGGCAUGAUGCCACUCUGCUUGUUCAUCUACACUAGCGUCUGGACUGCCAGUGGCACUAUAAAGGUUCCUUUUGACAGUAUCGGAAUCACUCUUGCAGCACUUCUGAUACCCAUUGCAGCAGGGAUUUUUGUAAAAACCAAGUGGCCUCGUAUUGCAAACAAGAUCCUCAAGGUUGGUUCAAUCGCCGGGUUUGCUCUCAUUAUCGUCAUAGCGGUGGUGGGAGGCGUCCUCUACCAAUCCUCCUGGGUCAUUUCUUCUUCCUUAUGGAUAAUCGGAACCAUCUAUCCCUUCAUUGCCUUCAGUAUGGGUUUCUUAAUGGCCCGGUUUGUGGGUCAGCCCUGGCACAGAUGUCGAACGAUUGCACUGGAAACUGGUUUCCAGAACUCCCAGCUAUGCACCACCAUUGUCACACUGUCCUUCUCCGCUGAGGAGCUGGAGGUCAUGUUCGCAUUUCCUCUGAUCUAUAGCAUCUUCCAGCUCGGCAUGGCUCUCAUUGCUGUGAUUGCCUUCCAAGUAUAUAAAAGGAAAUGUGGAAAAGGUUCUCUUAAGGAGGACAGCGCAGCAGAAAAUGAAGAAACAAAGCAAACAGAUUUCUCUCUGGAUAACAAAGCGUUUGACUCUGACGAGCUGAGCGGCACCUUUGCACACAUAAAGGAAUGA
Messenger RNA from Cyprinodon variegatus (sheepshead minnow), 1065 nucleotides. Its product is annotated as ileal sodium/bile acid cotransporter-like. Lineage: Eukaryota; Metazoa; Chordata; Actinopteri; Cyprinodontiformes; Cyprinodontidae. Gene Ontology annotation, biological process: bile acid and bile salt transport. Gene Ontology annotation, cellular component: apical plasma membrane. Bases 1 to 1065 code for a protein of 354 amino acids. Gene Ontology annotation, molecular function: bile acid:sodium symporter activity. The record is from RefSeq and is a predicted model, not a curated record. The transcript is spliced from 6 exons.